CGAUUGUCACCACCACCACCAACGACACAUACAUCCGCACCUGCUUUCCUCCUUCACUCUCUACUAUAUUCCAAGAUGGCUUCGCGAAGGAGGGCCACGAAGAAGGGCGUGUCAUUCUGCCUCAUGGUUGUGGGCGCCAGCGGCACAGGCAAGACGACUUUUGUCAACACCCUCUGCGAGUCCGAGGUGAUUGGGCACAAGAUUGCCGACAAUGCCGAGACUGCGCACAUUGAGGAGGGGAUCCGCAUCAAGCCCGUCAAUGUCGAGCUGGACGAGGACGGGAUGCGCAUUGGACUGACCAUUGUCGACACACCCGGCUUCGGCGACAACAUCGACAAUGAGUACAGUUUCCAGGAGAUCGUCGGCUUCCUCGAGAGGCAGUACGACGAUAUCCUUGCGGAGGAAUCGAGGAUCAAGCGUAACCCGCGCUUCCGCGACAACCGUGUUCACGCGCUCCUCUACUUCAUCACGCCCACUGGACACAGCCUGCGUGAGAUGGACAUUGAGCUCAUGAGGCGGCUCAGCCCCAGGGUCAACGUCAUCCCCGUCAUUGGAAAGGCGGACACCAUGACCCACAGCGAGCGGGCCGAGUUCAAGAAGAGGGUCAUGGAGGACAUUGAGCACUACGGUAUCCCCGUCUACAACUUCCCCUACGAUGUCGAGGAGGACGAUGAGGACACGAUCGCCGACAACAGCGAGCUCCGUGGACUCAUGCCAUUCGCCAUCGUCGGCUCUGAGGAGGAGGUCGUUGUUGGAGGCGAGCCUGUCCGAGCACGUACGUACCCGUGGGGUCUCGUCGAGGUCGACAACCCCAAGCACUCGGACUUCGGUCGGCUUCGCAGCGCCCUUCUCAGCACGCACCUGACGGACCUCAAGGAAAUCACCCACGACUUCCUCUACGAAAACUACCGGACGGAGAAGCUGAGCCGGACGGUGCACAGCGACUACGCCGACACGUCAAUUCCGGGCGAUGAGCUGGCCAACCAGUCGGUCAGGCUCAAGGAGGAGCAGCUCCGUCGCGAAGAGGACAAGCUCCGGGCGAUUGAGCUCAAGGUGCAGCGCGAAAUCCAGGAAAAGAGGCAGGAGCUCCUGGCAAAGGAAGAGAGCCUCCGAAACCUCGAGAACCGGUUGGCGGCGCAGGAGUGAUUUCGCCCCUCGCUUUCACUUCUCCGCAACCCCGUCUUCUGCUUUCUCCUUUUCUUAUUUCGGUCACCGGCUUCAUCCACCGCCUUUUGUCUUUCUUAUUUGACAACGAGCAGCAACCCUUUGGCGCUCUUCUAUCCUUGCUCGCCCAGCCGGAAUAGCUUGUUCUAGGCGACGUGAUCUCAGGAUGGCCUUCUAUCUUUCCAGCUCUAUUCCCUUGGCGUUCCUUUUGUCUUCUUCUUCUCGAAUGCGAACAGUGAUAACGACUAUUCUUAGCGAGUUUGUGAUAACUUACGACCAGCUUUGUGCCGCAAAUAUUGGCAAAUCCGGAGAGACAUGGACAGAACGCUUGCUGAACGCAGUGUGUCAACAGAUUGUGCAUUGAAUUGAUGGUGAC
This is a messenger RNA of Acaromyces ingoldii, 1540 nucleotides long. RefSeq names its product Septin 3. Gene Ontology annotation, cellular component: septin ring; microtubule cytoskeleton; cytosol. NCBI's taxonomy places the organism in Eukaryota, Fungi, Basidiomycota, Exobasidiomycetes, Exobasidiales, Cryptobasidiaceae. The transcript has 4 exons. Gene Ontology annotation, biological process: cytoskeleton-dependent cytokinesis. The record is from RefSeq and is a predicted model, not a curated record. Gene Ontology annotation, molecular function: GTP binding; molecular adaptor activity; GTPase activity. The coding region runs from base 76 to 1146 and encodes 356 amino acids.